UUCAAAGACUUCACGCGGUCACGUGACGAGGGUUUAGCACUCUGUUUCUGGAAUCUGUAAGGUUUAAAAUUAUGCUUGAAAUGCCAACAUUCUUUUCUUUAUCGAUUGCUGAUCGCCAACGGACGCCCUGCGACCACUUGGAUAUCAUUUUUUAUCGACGGAGUGGUAGGAAUUCGCGCCUGAAAAUUCCAGCUCUCGGGCUAAACGUCACGUGACCAAUACGCGACUCUGGUCCUUUGGUAAAGAUGGCGAAAGGUGGUUAGAAAACAGCGGAGCGAAGAGGGUAACAGCCCCUGUAAUCGCCGCGAUAAACUGAACACCCGUUGACUGCCAACAGCAGCAGCAACCAACAUCAUACUUUAUUAGUGCACAGCUGAGUGAAGAUAUCUGGUCUGAUGGUUGGAUGAACUGUUAGAUUACCAAGAUGAUGGAUCCUGGACAGGAUUUGCUCUUGGCAGCCCUGAGCGAGAGCGGAAUCUGCCCUAACGACCUGUUUGACUUUGACCCUCAGGAUGCUGCUCUUCCCUCUCCCACCCCACAGUCCAUCUCCAUCAGUGCCCUGGGUGUUGGCUCAGGGAUGGAGGCAAUGGCUCCACCCACACCUGCAGUCUCAAUCAGGCACAAGCCUCAGCCCUCAACCACCACAUUUGUCUUAAAUCAACUGAAUCAGUUGCCAUCACUGGGAACAAUUGUUGUGACCAAGCCCUCAACUGGAGGCACGGCCAGACACACCAUCACAGUCACUAAGGUGGUCCAUACAGCUCCGUCAGCCCUGCGGGGAUCAUCUUCCACACUUACCUACUCCACUGCUCUCCCCUCCCCUGUCUCCACAGUGGUUCCUUCCAACAGAGAGCAGAUUCAGCUGAAGGACCUGUUGAGGACCGGCAGCACCAUGAAGAGCAGUAGUCUGGUGGAACUCAUGAGGCUCAAGCCACCGCCAGACAUCGCCCAGCCGGUCGCCACGGCAACAGCCACAGGCACCAAUAUUAUACUGGUCUCGACAAAGAUGAUCCACAAACCAGCGGAACUGAACAACGGGAUAAAGAAGGAGGUGUCAAGUAAAGAUGUCGCUCGGUUCUGGGUGAACGACGACAUGAAAGUGCGGAGCUUCUCACCUACACUAAAACUCCCAGGAAUGAAGGAGGAGGAGGAGGCUGAGGAAGAGGAGGAUGAAGAGUUGGGUCAUGCUGAGACAUACGCUGAGUACAUGCCCAUGAAAUUGCGGAUUGGGCUGCGUCACCCAGACCCAGUGGUGGAGACCAGCUCCCUGUCCAGUGUGAAGCCUCCAAACGUUUGGUACAGAAUGUCCAUACCAGAGGAGACUGUCGACCGCGGCUGGCUGUCUGCCCUGCAGCUGGAGGCCAUCACAUACGCUGCCCAGCAACAUGAGACAUUCCUCCCUAACGGCGACCGAGCGUCCUAUCUGAUAGGAGACGGGGCCGGAGUGGGCAAGGGCCGGACCAUCGCUGGGAUCAUCUACGAGAACUACCUCCUCGGCAGAAAGAGGUCACUCUGGUUCAGUGUUUCUAAUGACCUGAAGUAUGAUGCGGAGAGGGAUCUGAAAGACAUAGGAGCCAAGAACAUUCAGGUCCAUUCACUAAACAAGUUUAAGUAUGGUAAGAUCUCGUCCAAACACAAUGGCAGUGUGAAGAAGGGGGUGAUCUUCGCUACGUACUCCUCUCUGAUCGGAGAGAGCCAGUCUGGAGGGAAGUACAAGACCCGCUUCAAACAGCUGCUCCACUGGUGUGGAGAGGACUUUGACGGAGUCAUUGUGUAUGACGAGUGUCACAAAGCCAAAAAUGUCUGUCCCAUCGGGUCAUCCAAACCCACCAAGACGGGACUGGCGGUCCUGGAGCUGCAGAACAAACUGCCCAAGGCACGGGUGGUGUACGCUAGCGCCACUGGUGCGUCUGAGCCCCGUAACAUGGCCUACAUGAACCGUCUGGGAAUCUGGGGAGAGGGGACACCUUUCAGAGAGUUCAGCAACUUUAUCCAGGCUGUGGAACGCAGAGGUGUUGGUGCCAUGGAGAUAGUUGCCAUGGAUAUGAAGCUGAGGGGGAUGUACAUUGCCAGGCAGCUGAGCUUCACAGGCGUCACGUUCAAGAUUGAGGAGGUUCCCUUGACAACCCACUACAUCAAGAUGUACAACAAGUCUGUACGCCUGUGGGUGGCUGCGCGGGAGAAGUUCCAGGCGGCUGCUAACCUGAUGGAGGCAGAGCAGCGGAUGAAGAAGUCCAUGUGGGGUCAGUUCUGGUCGGCCCACCAGAGGUUCUUCAAGUACCUCUGCAUCGCCUCCAAGGUCCGCAGGGUGGUGCAGCUUGCCAGGGAGGAGGUCAAAAACGGAAAGUGUGUCGUGAUUGGUCUUCAGUCGACAGGAGAGGCCAGAACACUGGAGGCCCUGGAGGAAGGAGGAGGAGAGCUGAACGACUUUGUUUCCACCGCAAAAGGUGUUCUGCAGUCCUUGAUAGAGAAGCACUUCCCUGCUCCAGACAGACAAAAGCUGUUCAGUCUGCUGGGCAUCGACCUGUCGGCCAAGAAGACGCCAUCGCCCAGCGAGGCCGCCGCAGAGCAAAAGGGCAAGAAGAGGAAAGCAGGUGCUGAGAUAAAGAAACCUGAGAAGCGGAAGAGAAAGUCUGGUGGUCUGUCGGGGAGUAGCUCUGACGACAGCGAAUCGGAGGAGUCUGAUAAGGAUGAUGCGGAGAGUGACGACAGCUUCAAGUCGGUCAGCUCUGGAGAAGAUGAUGAUGACUUCAACCCCUUCAAGGAUGAUUCCAGUGAGGAUGAGGAGGAUGACCCCUGGCUGUCUGGAAAGAGGAAAGAGGUGAAGAAAGGCAAGGAGAAGAUGAAUAAAAAGAAGAAAAAGAAGAAGAGCAUUGACCCAGACUCUAUCCACAGUGCCUUGUUAGCCUCUGGUCUGGGCUCCAUCAGGCCUGCUUUCACCACCCCCAUAGUCAAGACCUCCAGCACACCUGCCAUAGCCAAGGUAGAGGCAGAUGACAGCUGUAUGACCAGUCAGGAUGCUGUGGAAGAUGCUCAGCAGAUGAAGAGAGAUCUGUUGGACCAGCUGGAAAAGCUGGCUCAGGAUCUACCCCCCAACACUCUGGAUGAACUCAUAGACGAGCUGGGAGGACCGGACAAUGUGGCUGAGAUGACGGGCCGUAAAGGUCGGGUGGUCAGUAACGACGACGGCAGCAUCUCUUACGAGUCCCGCUCUGAAUUGGAUGUUCCUGUGGAGAUCCUCAACCUCACAGAGAAACAGAGGUUCAUGGACGGAGAGAAAAACAUAGCCAUCAUCUCGGAGGCAGCUAGCUCCGGUAUCUCCCUGCAGGCUGACCGGCGGGUGAAGAACCAGAGGAGGAGGGUCCACAUGACCCUGGAGCUGCCCUGGAGCGCAGACAGAGCCAUACAGCAGUUUGGGAGGACCCACAGGUCUAACCAGGUGACGGCUCCAGAGUACGUGUUCCUCAUCUCUGAGCUGGCUGGGGAACAGAGGUUUGCCUCCAUUGUGGCCAAGAGACUGGAGAGCCUGGGUGCCCUCACGCAUGGAGACAGAAGAGCAACAGAGACAAGAGAUCUCAGCAGGUUCAACUUCGACAACAAAUAUGGCAGAAAUGCACUGGAGAUCGUGAUGAAGUCUAUUGUCAACCUGGACUCUCCGUUAGUGAAUCCUCCUUCGGACUUCGAAGGGGAUUUCUACAAAGAGAUCCGUCAUGGGUUGAUUGGAGUGGGUCUGAUCAAUGUGGAGGACCAAUCAGGGAUUCUGUCUCUGGACAAAGACUACAACAACAUAGGGAAGUUCCUGAACCGUAUCCUAGGGAUGGCAGUGCAGGAGCAGAACGCUCUGUUCCAGUACUUCUCUGACACUCUGGCAGCUGUCAUACAGAACGCCAAGAAGAACGGACGCUACGACAUGGGCAUCCUGGACCUGGGUUCUGGGGAUGAGAAGGUAAAGAAGAUGGAAGCCAAGAAGUUCCUGACCCCAGGCUACUCCACCUCAGGACAUGUGGAGCUCUACACGGUGAGUGUGGAGAGAGGCAUGUCCUGGGAGGAUGCCACCCACGCCUGGGCCGAGCAGAGUGGACCAGACGAUGGCUUCUAUGUACAGAUAAGGAACAACAAGAAGACGGCCAUCUUGGUGCAGGAGGUGAACAGCAAGAAGAGGCUGUUCCUGGUCUAUAGACCUAACACGGGAAAACAGCUUAAACUGGAAGCCUACGCUGACAUCAAGAAGAAGUGUAAAAAGGUGUUGUCAGAUGAUGCCAAACAGCACUGGAUCGACCAGUACAAGUCUUCAGCUGAGAUCUGCGCUCAUGCUUACUGGCGUGGUAACUGUAAGAAGGCGUCAGUGGGUCUGCAGUGUGAGGUGGGUCUGCGCUGCAGGACGUACUAUGUGCUGUGUGGCUCUGUGCUCAGCGUGUGGACCAAGGUGGAGGGGGUCCUGGCCUCUGUCAGCGGAACCAAUGUCAAGAUGCAAAUCGUCCGCCUCAGGACAGAGGACGGGCAGAGGAUCGUGGGCCUGAUCAUUCCAGCGAACUGCGUCUCUCCUCUGACCAACAUCCUGUCGUCAUCUGACCAGUCACAGCAACUGGCUGUUCAGCAGCAGCAGAAGUGGCAGCAGCUGCACCCUCAGAGCCUCAGCCAUGUACACAACACAUAGCAUGGGUUCAUCACCCAGUCUGACCUGAUGGGCUCCGACCCCAUCUCUGCCUCUAAGCCCUGGGUUCUUGACCCGACCUGAUGGGAUACGACCAUAUUUCUAUCUGGAUCUCCACCUCCGCACUGUGGCACGACAGCAGCAGCACCACCCCCACCCUUCUCCCUAGCUCCUUCUUCGUUCCUCCUGAGGAACCUGAGGUGCUGCGAGCGCUGAGUUGUGGUUCUCCCUGUAGCUUAACCGCGGUGGCAGUGUUAAGAUUUCAGGGUUUAUGUCCAAAGAAGAGACUGUCUCGCUCGAGGAGUUGGCUUGACUACUAUUAUUCCUCUGAGAUUCAGAGCUGAAGAUUUAGAAGAGGCUGUGGUGAUAAAGGGGGGAGAGGACGCAUGUCAGUGGAGAAGAGAGGCAUAAUUAUAACGCCUGACUGUUUUUCUGUUUUCUUUCCUCCCCCUCUAAGCUCUGUGUAAACGUGCCCUGUGCUUUCUGUCGGUGACUUGUUCCUACCACUGCCUUCUGUACUGAAAGCUGGGGUGGGCGUCAUCUAGGUUUUUGUUUUCUACUGGUGACAGGUCAGUGCUCAGGGGUUCGUUAAGCUUUAGUGACCCUUUUUUUGGUUUUUCAAGCAAACUGAUAUUUUCUAAUCUGUUUACCUGAGAUGCAUGACUACACACACAAACCAACUGCUUUCUUGCCUCAUUUUAGUAAUUACUCUCAUGACUCAAGUCUCAGGCAUGACAACUACUCUCAUCGUCGCUGAAUCAUAAAAUGCCACCCUAUUCCCUAGAUAGCGCACUACCUGUACGUUGUGCACCAUAUAGCUAAUAGGGUGUAAUUUCAUUGACUAACAAAAGUGUAUCAAACAUGGGUGUAUCCCGUAAACCUGCAGUUGUUUUUACAACUUGACUAUUAAGAACUGUGACCGUGCAUGGUAUAAAAUACCUGUUUUAUUUUCCUACAUUAAUUCCUCUGCAUUCAAAAGAUUUUCGGGAACGGGUUGUUUUAAUAUGUGGCAUCAGAUUCAACAUCUUGUACUAUCAAACUCUACGGCAAACUACAGCAGAUAACAAUCCUGGAGUGGUAUUAUACAACUGUACUUGGAAGGUCAUAGAUCUUGUUUGUCGAUACAAGCUGUUUAAUACUGCUACAGUAAAAGUUAGUAUUCAACAAAGUUUGCUGAAUUCCAAACCGACCACUUGCUUCUACCUCCUGUAUGUGCUGGUGUGGAUUGGAUAGGUGUAUCCAAUGUGGUAACGAUAGCACCUUGGAGGGUGAGGUGGAUCUCAUUAGCAUAUUCACUCAUAUCUAUCUGAUCCUUUAGAUAUCCAUGAAGUACCUAGGGGUCAGCAGCAUUGGGUUUUUGGGGUUGGGCACUUGUUCCCUCACUGAUUCUGAACAGGAACCUAACCUCCAUUCUCCCCCAGUCAGCAACAUUACUGCUUGGCCUCUAGUAAUUUUACAUCUGAUUUCAGUUUUCCAUCACUUGAGACAUGAUGCACAGGGGGGGCUGAAGACUUUCUAAAAGCUUUUCUUGGUUUAGAGUGCUGUAAGAAGUUAUGAUGGUCAGCCUGUUGAGUUUAGGAUACUCCUUUUGGUAUACCAAUGUGUAUAUUGUCAUAUCUGGAAAUAAGACGUUUUUUGCUUAAAUAGUCGUUUGUUAAACACUUGGACAGUGUUUCAUCCUUGCACGAGUUGCACUUCGGACUGAUUUGUACAAAUAAUCUGUAUUAAAUGAUUUAACUGAGUGCAAGAUUUCUACCUCUUGCAUAUGACCAAUAAAUCCAAGGAGAAAGUUUGAA
This is a messenger RNA of Salmo salar (Atlantic salmon), 6450 nucleotides long. It is a transcript of the gene sbno1, whose product is annotated as strawberry notch homolog 1 (Drosophila). The record is from RefSeq and is a predicted model, not a curated record. Lineage: Eukaryota; Metazoa; Chordata; Actinopteri; Salmoniformes; Salmonidae. Gene Ontology annotation, biological process: regulation of DNA-templated transcription. Gene Ontology annotation, cellular component: nucleus. Gene Ontology annotation, molecular function: chromatin DNA binding; histone binding.